AUGGAUCAGACCCACACACGAGCCCUAGAGGCUCUCCAACCAUUCAUCCACCUAGCCCGCUCCAACAGCGCAGGUUCACCUCGCUUUAUCGCCAAUCUCAUCACAAAUGCCACCUCAAGCACGCAAACCUACGUCUUCGCAGAGCUGCUCGAGCUGCCAACGAUCCAAGCAUUACGGUCACCAGACACUCCAGCCGAGUUUAAGGGCUAUCUAAAGCUACUAGAGAUCUUCGCAUGGGGGACAUGGCAAGAAUAUCAAAGUAAGAUUACAUGUAUCCAAAGCCCAGAAACCGAAGCAAGCACAAAACCAUCCAAACGAAACUUUCUCAGAAAGCAAACCCCCCAAGCCACCAGAAUCAAAGCUAACCACCAACACCCCGCACCAGCAACCCCAAACCUCCCCGAGCUGAAUACCGAACAAACCCUCAAACUCCGCCUCCUCUCACUCCUAACCCUCUCAACGACAAUCAAACCCCUCACCUACAGCGCCCUGAUGACUGCCCUCAGCACCCCCACAAAAUCCGAGCUCGAAUCCCUCGUAACAACAGCCAUCUACGCCUCCUUGAUAACAGCCCGCCUCUCACCAGCCUCCAACCCACCAUCCGUGAACGUGACAGCCGUCGCCCCACUCCGCGACGUCCAACCUCAGUCCCUCCCUAAGAUGAUUGCCAACUUGAGCGAGUGGGAAUCUCGCUGCGGCGAGGUCGUCUCCGAUCUGGAGGCGGAGAUUGCGCGCGUCAAGAGCGACGCUGCGAAGCGUGCUGCACGUGCCCAGGCGCACAGUGAGAAGCUUGAGAAGGCUGUUAAGAGGAACCAAAUUGCGGGGAAGAAGGGUGGUCGGCGGGGUGGUCGCCUGGGCGCUGGCCUCGGGGGAAGUAAGAGGGAUGCCGACGAUAUUGAUGAGGAUGAUGGGUUCUUUGAGACUUACGAUGGUGGUGAGCAUGGCUCACGCAUGGAUAUCGAUGAGGCGCCUGGUGCUCGUGCGGGAAAUAGCCGGCAGCCGAAGAGGGUGUUGGGGCGAAAGUCUUGA
This is a messenger RNA of Penicillium samsonianum, 1029 nucleotides long. RefSeq lists its product as uncharacterized. Bases 1 to 1029 code for a protein of 342 amino acids. The transcript has a single exon. Gene Ontology annotation, cellular component: COP9 signalosome. Lineage: Eukaryota; Fungi; Ascomycota; Eurotiomycetes; Eurotiales; Aspergillaceae. The record is from RefSeq and is a predicted model, not a curated record.